UUAUUUUAAUGAUUGUCACCUAGUAACCCCCGGUUCCGUUUUGUAAAACGUCCCCUCUUAAUCUUUUAUCUGUUCUAUUAGUAGUAGCCAUAUUUUUUUAACUUAAGCUUUCCAUUUCAGAAAAGAGAAGAGACUCUAAUAAAUCGUGAUAGAUACAUUGGGCAUCCAUCUACUUUUUGAGCUGUUUUUAGAUACCUGUCGGCUGGGAUUUAUUUACACUUUCUCACUUGGGUCAGAAAAAGCCCCGGCGGCGAGUGACUGUUUCCAUGGAAACCUACACAGGAACCAUGGAGUUCCUAGACUGGAGUUGCCAUGACGUCGCGUGCUGGAUCGAAUCUUUAGGAUACCCUCAGUAUAAAGAGUGUUUCACGGACAACUUCAUCACGGGCAGGAAGCUGAUUUUUGUAAACUGUCGCUACCUUCCAAGAAUGGGAAUCACCGACUUUAAAGACAUGCAGGUCAUCGCUGCCCACGUGCACGCCCUCCUGGGAACAUCCGAGGUCCGCUGGACCCGAGGCCUUAACCAGACCCCCAGGGACGACAUGGCAGCCUUCCUGGGGGUCAAGAGCCGGACGGGCCAGGGGACCAACGGCCUCACCUACAAGCGCUUCCUGCUGGACCGCCGUCCGUGACGGACGUGGUCCCGUGCCGCACGAGAGCGAUUGAAACGCCAAAGAAAAGUCGAUCCCUCACGUGGCAAUUAAAAGGAGAACAGUCAGCGACGAGGAGACGGAGAGUGUUGUGAUGGUGUGUCCGUGUCUUGUCUCCGCCGACGGCUGUGACAGUCGGAGGGUAUUCGUAGUUAUUUGCGUUGAUACGUAGGCAUUACAAAGAGCGCUUGUCGUCGUAACAAGGAUCAUUACGGGAGCCGACAGCGGCUCAGCUCUGCUCAUUCAUCCCCUUUCCAGUUUUAAUGCAAACAUGAACGACAACCGUGUAGGAACAGCCAUUCUCUUUAUAACUUAGUUUGCCUAUUAAGAACCCUGUUUCAUGGGCCCUGCGAGUCGGAGCCUCGAGGCCCCUGCGUUUGAAAUACUUUAUACAAGAACGCGGGAAAUAAGUGAGCAAAGCAUUGUUAUGGACGACACUAGCUAGCCACCGGACCAUUAAAGAGACUGAAUGGUGUGUUUCCGAGGGGGGGGCCGCACCAUCUAGUCCCCCCCCAUGGAUGGGCUGUAAAUGUUCAAAAGCACUCGCACAAUAGCUGUGUGCCCAUUGAUCUCGAGCGCGGUGCCGGUCACCAAAUUGAGCUAUCGAUCGGGGGAAACAAAUCCUAGGGGAAAUUCUGCCUCUUGACAACUAACACCUAUUAUAAAGUGUGUGAGGAGACACAGGAGCGCUGCGGGGGCACCAUUGUUCUCCGGGAAGACAAGAACAGGACCGACUGCGCGGGUAUCUCUUCCCAGAUGGGCUGUGGCGGACCUUGUUCUGGACUCGGGGGCCAUCCGUCACAGCCUUGUGCGCAUCCGGCCUUAAAGCCAGGCACUAUGCGUGACCCUCUCUGGUGGAUUAGUGAUGCGCAUAUAAGGGCCUAGAUCUGUGCAAUUUAGGCCAACUCUAUAGGUUUAGUACUUGAACUCUCCAAAAGGUCUUCUGGGAUUAUUGAGGAAUGCCCAACAGAUAGAGCGAUUUUUGUUUGUUUUUAAGGAAUUCUGCGUUACAUCAAUAAACUCAUCAUUUUGA
Gadus macrocephalus (Pacific cod) is the source of this 1683-nucleotide messenger RNA. Its product is annotated as sterile alpha motif domain-containing protein 15-like. Bases 267 to 632 code for a protein of 121 amino acids. The record is from RefSeq and is a predicted model, not a curated record. Gene Ontology annotation, molecular function: protein binding. Lineage: Eukaryota; Metazoa; Chordata; Actinopteri; Gadiformes; Gadidae. The transcript has 3 exons.